Molecule: messenger RNA, 2163 nt
Organism: Trichobilharzia szidati
Lineage: Eukaryota; Metazoa; Platyhelminthes; Trematoda; Strigeidida; Schistosomatidae
Source: the annotation of a GenBank genome assembly
UGGAAAUUGCGCGAUAAUAGGAUGCUAACUUGUUUGUUACAAUUUUGAUGUCCACCCAAGAAUCUGUCUUGAGAAUAUUUCCUUCUGAGUUUCUCAAUUCACCAUAAACCGGAUUUACAAACAUGGUUCACUAAUAUUUAUUAUAAACCUAGAAAGUGAUCAAUGAUCAGAUCAAGUGUAAAUUUUGUCUUAAUUUCAGCUUCAAAAUCAUUCAACCAGUUCCGGACCGCUUCGAACAAAUCAUUCUAUAAAAACCUUGGAAUUCUCAAUAAAACCAUUAGUAAUCCUAAAAAGAUCACAUUAUUUCUAGGUGCUGUUUCAUGCGGAGGUUUUGCAGUGUUCUACAUUUCGAAACCUAAAAAGAAAAAUGUUAUUACAUUAGAGGAGCUUGCAAGACAUAACAGUAAAGAAACUGGAGUUUGGGUUUCUUUUAAAGGAAAGGUGUACGAUGUUACCAGUUUUGUUGAUGAGCAUCCUGGAGGUGACAAAAUCUUACUGGCUGCCGGGGCUGAUGUCGGACCCUUUUGGUCGGUGUAUGCAUUCCACUACGAAGAACAUGUCUUGAAGAUACUAAAUCAAUAUUAUAUUGGAGAGCUAGAAGAAUUGGAUCAAAUUGAAGAAGAGGAGAGUGCAAGCGUUUAUGAUUCUGAUCCUCAAAGAAGUCCAUUGCUCAAUAUAGUCACUAAGCGUCCCUUCAAUGCUGAAACCUCUAUUCCACUGAUAAAUGACAAUCCGAUUACUCCAACAGAACUUUUUUUCGUAAGAAAUCAUCUUCCUGUGCCCACAGUUGAUAUUGAAACAUACAGACUAGAAAUCAACUCUCCAGUUGUAAAGACUAACAAUCAGUCAUUAAAAAUAUCGCUUAAAUUAGAAGAUAUCCAAAAGAAUUAUCCUCAGAAAAGUUUAAUUUCUACAAUUGUUUGUGCUGGUAACCGACGUCGAGAUAUGAUAAAAUUCGAUAUUGAAAAAGCCAAAAUGGAAGAUCGUAGUCCAUAUGUGAAAGGUUUAUCAUGGGCUGGAGGAGCGAUCUCAACAGCAGAAUGGACUGGUGUACCAUUAGUUGACCUAUUGGCUUAUCAUCUACUUCCAGUAAAUCAAAGGACAGACUACCAGGCACUGUGUAAUCUGCUUAAAAAUGCAGGUGUACGCCAUAUCCGAUUUGAUGGGUUGGAUAUUGAUCCUACUGGUGGAGUUUUUGGGUCAUCAUUGCCGAUCGAUUUAGCUUUAGAUCCAAACAGGGAAAUAAUAGUUGCCUAUGAAAUGAAUAGAAAACCACUCACUCGAGAUCAUGGUUUCCCGUUAAGAAUUAUAAUACCAGGUUCUAUUGGAGCACGUCAAGUGAAAUGGUUGUCUCAGAUCACUUUAUCAACAGAUGAAAGUGAAAGUUUUUGGCAACAAGGAGAUUAUAAAUAUGUCCUACCAAUGGCUGAUGGUCAUAUUCCUGAUACGAGUCAAUUGCCAGCUAUUUUAGAUUAUCCUGUUCAAUCAGUCAUUUGUACACCCUCUGAUGGUCAUACUAUAGAAAAUACUGGUACUAUUACUGUAUCUGGCUAUGCAUUUAGUGGAGGUGGGCGUGGAAUUAUUUCUGUUCGCGUUUCCACUGAUAAUGGCAAGUCUUGGCAUGAUGCUGAAUUAACACCAGUAAGUCCUCCUGCAGAAGGGCAUCCUGAUAGCGGUUUGGAGAAUAAUUCUCCUGCAGAAAAUCGUAGUAUGAAACAAUGGGCUUGGACAAUGUGGUCUGCGGAAAUUCCAGUCCCUGAAGGUAGUCAUGAAAUAGAAUUGGUAUGCUCAGCUGUUGACAGUGCUUACAAUACUCAACCAGAAGAAUGCUCAGCCUCGUUGAAUGUACGUGGCCUACUGACAAAUUGUUGGCAUCGAAUAAAAAUUAAGAUUUCUGAGACUAAAGUAUGAUGAAUAUUGCAGUAAUUUUUAACCAAAGUUAUCAUGAAGUAAAAACAAAAACAAUUCUCAAAUGUAUUUCUAUUUCAAAGUUUCAUGCUAUGUACAUAGUUUUGUUUUUAUUCUUCUUCGUUGUAAAGCACUUUUAAAAAUUUUUUUUGUGAAAUUUAUAAUCCUUUCUUUCAUUCUAUAUGUUGUUUGCAAAAAAAUGUCUUCACAUGUAGUUCUCAUUGAUUCAGAUAUAUUUUUGUUUGUGAAAUAAAU